GCGAAAGCCAUCCGCCGAUCCUGCGGGAUAAUUCAUACUACAUUUUUCGCCGCCUCCAACAUAAAGACCGAGAAGAAUUAAUCAAAAAUAACCGCUCCUCGAGUGCCUUAAUAGACCGUACGUGAGCCGAAUGCCGCGAUGAGCACCGAUGGAAAUCUCUUGCUCCUCGGAUUUUUCGCGAUUUUCGCUUUAUUUAGAGAUGGUACGUGCCUCGAAUUAAGAAUAGAAGUGCCUGAAGCGGUCCUGAAGGGCCGAGAAGUGGUCUUGAAGUGCCUGUUCGACCUCGAAGGCGACAAACUAUAUUCCGUGAAAUGGUAUCACGAUUCAUCCGAAUUCUACAGGUAUUACAAGCUACAUCUUUCGUUAUCUGCACAAAACAAUUAUACAUUUUUCAGAUUCACGCCGAAUGGGAAACACUCCUCCACCCCUUUUCAACUGAAGGGCUUCCACGUGGUACAAGACAGAUCGAAUUCGAACCAAGUCGUCCUGAAGCACGCCACCAAGGCUUUAACUGGACAGUACAGUUGCGAAGUCACCGAGGAUCAGCCCAGUUUCUAUACUGAAAUGAAAACUGCUUACUUAGAGGUGGUGGAUCCGCCUCAGAGCGACCCGAUCAUCGUGGGCACCAAAUCGAAGUACAAGCUGGGCGACUACGUGAAGGCGACCUGCUCGUCGGAGAAGUCGGCGCCGGCGGUGAACCUGACGUGGCACGUGAACGGCCGCCCGGCGGACGAGUCGCUGGUGAAGCACCACCGGAAAACCGUCGAGGGGAAGUACAUAAAUUCCUAUGCGACGUUGCAGUUCGGCAUGACGGAGCAACAGUACAACGAAGGCGCGAUAAAGCUGCGAUGUACUGCGAGUAUUCAUGAUGUGUGGCAGCGCACUGUGGAGAAGGUGGUGGAGAUAAAGAAACCGAAUUUCGAUAGCUAUAAUACAUCUCCUGCUUGGAUGCGACCUCCUAGUACGAGUACGGAACGUCCUAGGGUCAGCAACGAGCAUUACUGGCUAUACGUUUCCAAAAAUAGCUUGGAGAGUGAUGAUCAGACUGGGAAUAGCACGAAUUCAGCGAGUAUCGAGUGCGUGGGGAAAGCGAUAUUUUUAAUUUCCAUAGCGGUGUACGUAAGUUGAUGGUAGAUGGAAUGUUUUAAAUUUUUAUUUUUAAAACAAAUAUACUUCCAAGGUUUCUAUUGUGAUAAUGUUCCAAAGAUUGAAUGUGUUCUAUAUAAAUUUGCCAAAGCUUGAAUUCUGACAAUAUAAGAUGUGUAAAAAAAUAAUUGUUAUUAUAAGAAUUAUUGUGAGAUUAUUAUAUAUUCG
Messenger RNA from Phyllotreta striolata, 1314 nucleotides. Lineage: Eukaryota; Metazoa; Arthropoda; Insecta; Coleoptera; Chrysomelidae. The record is from the annotation of a GenBank genome assembly.